UUGUAUUUUAGUGAUAUAUGUAUGUGACAUAUAAUAUGGUGCAUCAUGUUAACCGACUAUGAAUUAGUAAUCAAUUUAUCACCUUUUGCAGAAAUAAGCGAUUAUUUGUUUUUGCGACAAUUGAUCCAUGUUUUGGCGCGUCCACUUUUGUUUGUAAAUUCUAAUGACGGGUACUAAUAAAUAACUCAUGCGCGCAGAUGUCUACGAGGGGCAUUAGAUUUAAUUUUUCAGUAGGGGAGUUAGUUCUUUGUUUUGAACCAGAUCCGACGAAAGCAAGAGUUUUGUAUGAUGCAAAGGUGUUAGAUUGUCAGGUGACCAAGGACAAACAUGGCCACAGAAUUGCUGCCUACCACAUUCAUUUUCAAGGAUGGAAUAGCAGCUGGGAUCGCAUUGUUGGGGAAAACUACAUUCUAAAAAACACAGAAGAAAAUAGAACCUUGAUGAAGAAACUUGCAGACACAGCUAAGAGAUACACUUUUUCUGGCAGUCGUAAAAACAGUCAGCGCCGCAGGAAGAUAGAUGACAUCUUAAGUUCCUCAUUCCGAGGAAAGAUCCCCAUCCUGGACAGCGAUACUGACGACAGCGACAACAGUGGAGAUGAUGAUGACAAUGAUGGGGAAGAUGGUGACGAUGAUGGGAGAUCGUCUGGUGAUGAUAGUUCCAAUGAUACGGCCAGUGAAACACGAGAGCGUCGCAGGGCUACUCACACACCAGUGGACAUAGAUAUCCCGGACAUAUUGAAGAGUCAACUGGAGGAUGACUAUGUGGCCAUUAUCCAUGGGGACAAGCUGACGAAGCUGCCGGCGAGUCCGUGUGUCAUCGAAGUGUUGGAGGGCUUCAUGAAGACGUUCUGUGUCAACCUGCUGUGUGAACCCAGUGAGAAGGAGAAAGAGAGUCGUCGCAACAACAACAACAACGGCCAUGAACACACCAUGCUGUGUCCACCAGCCAUCAGCAUUGCACUGUGUAAGGAGCUUGUGGAUGGGCUGAGGAUCUGCUUUGACUUCACCAUCCCUAUCAUCUUGCUGUAUGACGUGGAACGUGAGCAGUACGACCAUGUCAUGAGCACCAUCAAACCUCCGGAGAGUAAGAAGGAAGAAAAGCCAACCAGUUCAACUUCAUCUGCCGUCACGGAAGAACCUGCAGCCAAAAACCAAAAAGGAGCACCGAAACAAAGUAAACAUUCAGAAGAGUUUGAUAAUGUGGAACUGUCACCACGAAGAAUCACACGAAGAUCUGUCACUCACGAUGAUGCUCCAUCCUCACCCACUAUCUCGUCCACCGUCAAGCAUGAGAGGAAGAGGGGCUGGAGGGGACGGGGAAGAGGAGGCGGUCACUCUUCUUCUCAUGUUGUGAAGUCUGAACCUUUAAGUGACAGUGACAUGGGUGGUUCUGACUCCGCCCCUCCCCCAGCGGGGAAUCCCCCUGUCCCAGGAAGCUGCAGUGGCAGCAAGGAUGGAGCAUCGGAACACGGUUACAGGAAGGAGGACUUUCUAGAAAGUGUGUUGUCAUGGCAACUAUUUCCGGUGGAUUCCCGGUCCAAAUAUGAUAUCACACCUUCACAGAUAUAUGGUGUUAACCAUUUUCUCAGACUUUUUGUGAAGUUGCCAGAGAUUCUGAACAAGAUGGACAUGGAGGACUGCAAGAUGAGAACUUUGAUGAAGCUCAUCCACCAUCUUCUCAGGUACCUGGUGGAGAGACAGGAGGACUUGUUCGGGGACAUUGUGUACAUAGAUAGAUAGGUACAGCUAUAGCCUCAUCAGUUUACUGUUCUACCUCUCACAGCUGUAGCAUUGUGUUGCAGGUACCUGGUGGAGAGACAGGAGGACUUGUUCGGGGACAUUGUGUACAUAGAUAGAUAGGUAAAGCUAUAGCCUCAUCAGGACGUGGAAAUGGCAGAUACAACCUAGUGAUGUGGCAGGUGAUACAGACAAUCUACCCAGUGACCCAGACUCACUGUUCACAGGCAGAGAUUGGAUUUCCUGUCACAGCAACUUUAAAAUACGGGGAAAAAAUUUGAAAUAAAUGUAUGAAAAAUCAUUCCAGUUUGGUGAAAAGACCUUGAGGUCUUGAUCAGUUUCAGUGUGAAAACAUUGUGUUGGAAUAAUGUUGAAGGUCUAAGUGUGGACACAUUCAUCCUUGUUUUUGAAAACUGUGUUUGGAACUGCUUUGCUGUAUACUGUUUAAAGGAUGAAAAAAACAUUUUGAGAAAGGAACAAGAGUUGUUUAUUCCCAGGACCAGUGGUGUCAAGUUGGACAGUACUAUUUCUGAUGUUCAGUUUGACUACUAAUUCUGAUUUUUGGAUUCAAACCGAAUCUGCAGUAUGUGAGAAGUUGCUCAUUUCAAGAGCUGGAUGGAAGAAGAGUUUUGUGAAAAUUGUCUAUGGGUAUUGACUUGAUUGACAUGUAAGAAAAUGAUAAUGAAAAUCCAUUUCUUUGUCCCCUGGACGUGUAACUCUCCUCCCGUUAUUGUUCAGUAAUGUGAACCGUACAUCAUUGUUUAGACUGUCGCUGAAACCAAAUAUUUUUACUAAACAUUUUAUCAUGUUUCCUUGGUUCUGACAUAAAAUAAGGCAACUGA
Molecule: messenger RNA, 2581 nt
Organism: Haliotis rubra (blacklip abalone)
Lineage: Eukaryota; Metazoa; Mollusca; Gastropoda; Lepetellida; Haliotidae
Product: male-specific lethal 3 homolog
Exons: 11
Coding region: 198-1742 (514 amino acids)
Biological process (GO): regulation of DNA-templated transcription; chromatin organization
Cellular component (GO): NuA4 histone acetyltransferase complex; MSL complex; nucleus
Source: RefSeq, a predicted model, not a curated record